Tachysurus vachellii is the source of this 897-nucleotide messenger RNA. It is a transcript of the gene sox32, whose product is annotated as SRY-box transcription factor 32. Lineage: Eukaryota; Metazoa; Chordata; Actinopteri; Siluriformes; Bagridae. The record is from RefSeq and is a predicted model, not a curated record. Gene Ontology annotation, molecular function: DNA-binding transcription factor activity, RNA polymerase II-specific; RNA polymerase II cis-regulatory region sequence-specific DNA binding. Gene Ontology annotation, biological process: anatomical structure morphogenesis; regulation of DNA-templated transcription; cell differentiation. Bases 1 to 897 code for a protein of 298 amino acids. The transcript has 2 exons.
AUGUUUCCUUCUCUGGAGAUGCAAGAAAUGCUGGAAAGCGAGCAGCGCUGUUACGCACCGUCUGAACAGCCCGAGGUUUCUGUCUCAGGGCCUUCUAGCCCAACAUCGGCUGAGUCCGAGCUCAGCUGCUCCAGUCCGGAAACCAAACCGACAGCGGAAGGUCGAGUGAGGAGACCUCUGAACGCAUUCAUCAUCUGGACUAAAGAGGAACGCAGACGUCUUGCGCAGCUCAACCCAGAUCUGGAAAACACCGACCUGAGUAAAAUACUUGGUAAGACCUGGAAAGCCAUGUCUCUGGCAGAGAAACGUCCAUACAUGCAGGAGGCAGAAAGACUGAGGGUCCAACACACUAUUGACCAUCCCAACUACAAAUACCGUCCCAGACGGCGCAAGACCAACAAACGUGCUGUCAAGAUGCCUUCUAGUGAAACCAAUAUCUCACCCAACUUCCACAACUUUAGCUAUAUGGUCCCGAACCAAGAUAUUCAAUAUACAUAUACACACUCACACAUGCUGCCAAACUCGUAUUCACAUGCUUAUGGUCCCAGUUUCCAGCAUCAUCCUGCCCCAUCACAGAAUGGUGCAGCAUUUACAAAUAGAGGGUUAACAUUUCCAGAUGGAGCAGUGCUCUUAAACUCGUCUUUAACAUGCCCACAGCAGUCUGUGUACUCAGCAGAACCCCAGCUGUACUACAGUUCCCAGCAUGCAGUUCAGCAGAGAAGUGAGCAGUGGGAUUUGCGAGGGGCAGAAGUGUGUGCUUGUGUCCUGUGCUCAGGCAGGCCAUCGCUAGAAUUUUAUCUGGAACAGGUACGAGUGGACAUGCUUGACCAGCUGGACCGCAGUGAGUUUGACCAGUAUCUGAAUCCUGUCCAGCCUAAAGACCAACACUUCCAAUAA